CAAGAGUGUUACAUUUUCGCAACUUGAAUAAAUCGCGUUGUUGUGUUUCAGGAUGAGGUAAGAGUUGGUGAUGUGGCAGACGGUAUGGCUUGAGCGCAUCAUUUCUAAAAGAACCAUUAAUGCUUUUCAUUGGUUAUAACCUAUAGCGAUCUAUAAGUGUGUAGAUGCAACUCGAUAAACCGUAUGGCUUGGUUUUGUUUCGAAACGUUCAACCCGUGUUUCUAUCAGGUUCUUUUACUGUAUGGUUUGACCUUCUGGACAGUCAUAAACUAAGACGUUCACCCAUAAACUCUAAAGCAAGUCCUCGCACUGUUACACAACACUGAAGUUAAUGCGUGACUGUUUCCUUACGCGAAAAAAAGUGUACGUUUUGCUGAAAUAACUUAUUUUUCAGACUAUAUUAGGCUAUAGUCUACUUUUUGUCUUUAUCUGCGUGGAGCUACGGAGAGACAAGCAUGAGGAGAUAUCAGUCAGUCGGUCGGCUACUUGUGUAGAUCAGAGGAAGAUAAGAGGACAAUCGUAUAUGUUGUUCACAAAACUAACGUUCUGUACCGUUUCACACUCCUGAACAUACCUUAUGUUAUAGAUCCCUGAGAUAAGUUAAUGCUGACUUCACACAUACCCUAGACAGAUAGGUAAUUGAUGUCAAUAGGAAGGUUAUAGAGCACCAUUUGUCUCUUAAGGUAUGAUCUAUCUCUCCAUCAGGCUGUCCCCCUGGUGUUCCAUGAGGUGAAAUGUUUAGAACCGUUACAGAUAGAAACACAAUUAAUUUAGCUGACUAACAGAUGAUCACAUCAGUUCUACAUUAUACAUACUACCGAUCUAUGUGAACGUUCUGUAAAACUGCUCCCUCCUGACCUCUAAUCCCUGACCCCCAGGCUCUGCUUGCUGGCCCUGUUGCUGUGCCUGGCCACAGGAAGGGAUGUCACAGCGUCAGAGGAGGACAGGAAGCCCAACUUCGUCCUGAUGAUGGUGGACGACCUCGGCAUUGGGGACAUCGGUUGUUACGGCAAUGACUCCAUCAGGUAACAGAGGCAACCAGGCAAUCUGCAGCCGUCCCAAAUACUGCAGUCUGAGUUUCUCUCUCUCUCUCUCUCUCUCUCUCUCUCUCUCUCUCUCUCUCUCUCUCUCUCUCUCUCUCUCUCUCUCUCUCUCUCUCUCUCUCUCUCUCUCUCUCUCAGGACUCCUAAUAUCGACCGUUUAGCAGCAGAGGGAGUGAAGUUGACUCAGCAUAUAGCUGCCGCUCCUCUCUGUACACCCAGUAGAGCUGCCUUCCACACAGGACGCUACGCACUGCGCUCAGGUAACACACACAAGUAACACGCACACACUCACGUACAAAGACAAUAUUGGAAGCAUUAUUGGAAUUAAUGGAAUGUCUUUGUGUGUCUUUCUAUUAUAAUGUGUGUGUAGGUCUGGGCAGUACAGGGCGUGUGCAGGUGUUGUUGUUUCUGGGAGGUUCUGGGGGUCUACCCCCCACUGAGACCACCUUCGCUAAGAGAUUACAGGAGCAGGGAUACACCACCGGACUAGUGGGUAAGACACCCCCCCCCCCCCCCCCCCCCCCCCCCCACACACACACACACACACACACUAACACACUGAUGUGUACCUGUAGGAAAAUGGCACCUGGGUGUGAACUGUGAGCGUCGAGGGGACCACUGCCACCACCCCAACACACACGGCUUCAGCUACUUCUACGGCCUGCCUUUCACCCUGUUCAAUGACUGUAGACCAGGGGAGGGGACGGAUGUACUAGCUGACCUACAGAACAGACUGUGGCAACUAACACUGCUGGGGUCCCUGGCCCUGCUCAGCCUGGUAGGGUCCAAUGACUCCCUAUUCCACAUGACAGUGUCAUGUCUGUUCUACAUACUUAAUCUCUAUCUGAGAGCCUCAAACAGUUAACUGGCCUUGAUGAUAAUGAUUCACAUGGUUUUAUGAAACAAGGCCAUCUAAUGGCGUAUUUUGAUAGUUUUGCAGGUUUGUCUAACUCCUCUCUCCCUGUCUGUAGGUGUGUGUGCGUGUGUGUGGUCUGCUUGAGGUGAGUGUGUCUGUCAUCGUGGCGGUGACCUGUCUGUGUCUGCUGGCGUUCAGUGUGUGGUUCGUCCCGUUUGAACUCCUGAUGACCUGGAACUGCAUCAUCAUGAGGAACCAGGAAGUGGUGGAGCAGCCCAUGGACCUAGACACGUUAUCACAAAGACUACUGGGAGAGGCCCAGGGCUUCAUAGAGAGGUCAGAACAGUCAAUCAGUCACUCAAUCAAUCAUUACAUUUUUAUAGAUUUUCCCCACAUUGGCUAUACCUAUCUAGUACGUUCAGGGUAAAGGCUAGGGGUCAGUAUUGGGCGAGAGUUCAAAGCUUGUUUGUGUGUGUGUUCGAUAGGAAUGCUGGCAGGCCGUUCCUCCUGUUCCUGUCUCUGGCCCACGUACACACUCCUCUGUUCUCCUCUCCUGGCUUCGCUGGGAAGAGUCGCCAUGGUCUCUAUGGAGACAACGUAGAGGAAGUGGACUAUAUGAUCGGUGAGCGGUUUGUGUGUGUGCGUGUGAUAGCUCUGACCAAUAACACUGAUAGAUUAGAAUGUUUAUUAUGUUUACGAUGUGUAUUAAUGAUCUUACUAUGAUUUUAUAUGCUCUCAGGUUGUAUGACAAGCAGUGGACAGGUUGGGUCUAGCCAUCAACACUGUUGGAUUAGAAUGAGUUAUGUUUCUGAUAUGUAUUAAUGAUUGAUCUUCUGUCAGGUCGUAUGACUGAGACAGUGGACAGGUUGGGUCUGGCCAACAACACAAUGAUGUAUUUCACCUCUGACCACGGAGGCCAUAUUGAAGACGCAGAUGAACAAGGACAGAAAGGAGGCUGGAAUGGAAUCUACAAAGGUAACGACCAAUCACAGGCCUGUACAGGGGUAACAACCAAUCAAAUAGAGCCAUUUGAGCAAUCAGGAAACGGACGUGAAAAACAUUCUGAUUGUCGUCUCCUCUCCUCUCAUACAGGUGGGAAGGCGAUGGGUGGAUGGGAGGGAGGUAUCAGGGUGCCAGGUAUAUUCCGUUGGCCUGGCAGGCUACCAGCAGGCAGAGUGUUUGACACACCCACCAGUCUCAUGGACCUCUACCCCACACUCACACACCUGGCCAGUGCAACACACAGCGACAGGUACGUGUGUGUGUGUGUACUUGUGGUGUGUGUGUGUACUUGUUGUGUGUGUCUGCCUAUCCUCAUGUCUGGAUAUUCCAGGUUGUUAGAUGGCUAUGAUCUGAUGCCUGUUUUAGAGGGGAGGACAGAGCGGUCGCAGCAUGAGUUCAUGUUCCACUAUUGUGGUGUUUACCUCAACGCAGUACGCUGGCACCCACCUGGGAGUGAGUACACACACACACAUACACACACUACUAUACACUACAACACACACCAUCAUCUCAUUACAUGUGUGUGUCUCCCCAGGUGAGUCCGUCUAUAAGGUCCACUUCUUUACCCCUAACUUCUCCCCACCGGGCGCUGGCGGUUGCUAUGACACCAAGGUUUGUUUAUGUCACGGAAGUCAUGUGACACACCACAACCCCCCCAUCAUCUUUGACCUUCACACCGACCCCUCGGAGUCCCGCCCCCUGACCCCAGACACUGAGCCACGCUACCAGGAAGUUAUACAGCAGACUGCCAAGGCCGUGGAGCAGCACAGUGCCACCCUCACACACACACAUCCCUCACACACACAACCAGACACACACACUCCCCGGUCCGAGCCUGUCCCCAACCAGCUGACGUGGGAGAAGAUUCUGUGGCGUCCAUGGCUGCAGCCCUGCUGUGGAACAUUCCCCUUCUGUGGCUGUACAGAGAACAUUACGUCUACACUGGCCUAACACACACUCCUCGAUGGCGGAGAAAUGUGAAGGGAAAUAUGAAGAACUUUGAAUGGAUCAACUGCUUUUUUAAUUGUUAUAAUAUUUUUCAGACCGUAUAAUUUUUCAAUGACUUCUAGACAGUUGUACAUAGCUAUAUGAAAUAUGGUAAUAAUUUGCUCAAAGAUAAGUUAUCUGUUGUUUUGAUAUCUGGACCAAUCUUGUAAUUUGCAAUAUUGAUUUUGAUUUAAAACAAUUAAAACCUAAGCAUUCUGAAAAAGCUGUUUAUUUAUUUUUUCUUGGAAGUUUGUGACUGUACAGCAUGCACCUGUCAGUUACUACUCUUCACCACAGGGUGGAGCCACCUCCCUGGAAUAAACAUUCCUUUCUGCUGCAGUACA
Molecule: messenger RNA, 4232 nt
Organism: Coregonus sp. 'balchen'
Lineage: Eukaryota; Metazoa; Chordata; Actinopteri; Salmoniformes; Salmonidae
Source: the annotation of a GenBank genome assembly